This is a messenger RNA of Dromiciops gliroides (monito del monte), 4311 nucleotides long. It is a transcript of the gene DGKZ, whose product is annotated as diacylglycerol kinase zeta. Gene Ontology annotation, cellular component: nucleus. The record is from RefSeq and is a predicted model, not a curated record. NCBI's taxonomy places the organism in Eukaryota, Metazoa, Chordata, Mammalia, Microbiotheria, Microbiotheriidae. Gene Ontology annotation, molecular function: ATP-dependent diacylglycerol kinase activity; protein binding. Bases 15 to 3386 code for a protein of 1123 amino acids. The transcript has 31 exons. Gene Ontology annotation, biological process: regulation of synaptic transmission, glutamatergic; intracellular signal transduction; diacylglycerol metabolic process.
CUGCCACUCUCACCAUGGAGGCCUUCUUUAGGAGACACUUCAGGAGGAAGGGGCCGGGGGCAGGCCUCAGUGGGCAGCGGCGGGGGAGCAGGGUGGCCCUCCCUACAGGCAAGGUGCGACGCCGAUCCCCAGCCGGCCAGCCUUCCUCCUCGCUGGUCCAGCAGCGCCGCUCCAGCUCACACCUGCAGGGCUGCCUCCUUAGCUGCGGGGUGGGGGCUUCCCGCCGCCGCUCCAGCACCGUGCCUCCCGGCCACAGCCCCCAUUCGAUUGUGGAGCAAGUGCCACCCCGGAGGUUGGCACAGUCUGUCAUUGAAACACAUCUCCUGGGCACCCCCGUGCUCCUCACUGGUCUCCCGGGAAAGAAUGAAGAAGAGGAGGAAGAGGCCGGGGUCCUGGUGCUGGGGACCCAUCAGGCAGGUGGCCAGGAGCUGACCGGCCCCAGGGCCCAGCACCCGGGCACGCGGCCUUGGCUCCACGUGCCCCGGUGUCUGCGGCGACGCCGAAGAUCUUCCCACCUGCUCCCCACUGAGGUGAUGUACGAUCGGACCAUCUGGGGCCUGCAGGGUUACUACCGACGGCUCAGCCAGUACCGGCCCCCAGGGCAGCACCUUAUCCCUGGUCCCCGAAGAGCCUCCGGCGCCUCUGCCAGCCCCCUCCUGCUGGGCCACCUGCGCCCCCUGUCCCGAAGGCGGCAAGUGGCUUUGAAACGCAAGUCAGCUGGACCAGAGGCCUGGAGUUCUCUGCUCUCGAAAGCCAUUGCCAAGUCAGGUCUCCAACAUCUGGCACCUCCCAACCCGAGCCCUGGCGCCCCCUGCGGCGAGCCUGAGAGGCAGAUUCGAAGCACCGUGGACUGGAGCGAGACAGCCGCCUACGGGGAGCACCUCUGGUUCGAGACCAAUGUAUCUGGGGACUUCUGCUACGUCGGGGAGCAGUACUGUGUCGCCAAGAUGCUGCAAAAAUCAGUGUCUCGACGAAAGUGCGCUGCCUGCAAGAUUGUUGUGCACACGCCCUGUAUCGAGCAGCUGGAGAAGAUUAACUUCCGCUGUAAGCCGUCCUUCCGGGAAUCAGGAUCUAGGAAUGUGCGGGAGCCCACUUUUGUUCGUCACCACUGGGUGCAUCGGCGCCGCCAGGAUGGCAAGUGCCGGCAUUGUGGCAAGGGUUUCCAGCAGAAGUUCACUUUCCACAGCAAAGAAAUCGUGGCCAUCAGCUGUUCGUGGUGUAAGCAGGCGUACCACAACAAGGUCUCCUGCUUCAUGAUCCAGCAGAUCGAGGAGCCCUGCUCCCUGGGGGCCCACGCCGCUGUGGUCAUCCCCCCGACCUGGAUCCUGCGGGCCCGACGCCCCCAGAACCCACUCAAGGUCAGCAAAAAGAAGAAGAGGGCAUCUUUCAAGAGGAAAUCCAGCAAAAAGGGGCCUGAGGAGGGCCGGUGGAAACCCUUCAUCAUCAAGCCCACCCCAUCCCCCCUCAUGAAGCCCCUGCUGGUGUUCGUGAACCCCAAGAGCGGAGGCAACCAGGGUUCGAAGAUCAUUCAGUCCUUUCUGUGGUAUCUCAACCCGCGGCAAGUCUUUGACCUGAGCCAGGGUGGGCCCAAGGAGGCGCUGGAGAUGUACCGGAAAGUGCACAACCUUCGGAUCCUGGCAUGUGGGGGCGAUGGCACAGUCGGCUGGAUCCUCUCCACCCUGGAUCAGCUUCGCCUGAAGCCAUCCCCUCCUGUCGCUAUCCUACCCCUCGGCACCGGCAAUGACCUGGCCCGGACCCUCAACUGGGGCGGGGGUUACACGGAUGAGCCAGUGUCCAAGAUCCUGUCCCAUGUGGAAGAGGGUAAUGUCGUGCAGCUGGACCGAUGGGACUUGAGAGCGGAGCCCAACCCAGAAGCCGGGCCUGACGACCGGGAUGAGGGGGCCACCGACAGGCUGCCCCUAGACGUCUUCAAUAAUUACUUCAGCCUCGGCUUUGAUGCCCACGUCACCCUGGAAUUUCACGAGUCUAGAGAGGCCAAUCCAGAAAAAUUCAAUAGCCGGUUUCGGAACAAGAUGUUUUAUGCUGGGACGGCCUUUUCUGACUUCCUCACGGGCAGCUCCAAAGACCUGGCCAAGCACAUCCGAGUGGUGUGCGAUGGCGCAGACCUGACCCCCAAGAUCCAGGACCUGAAGCCCCAGUGCAUCGUCUUCCUGAACAUCCCCAGGUAUUGUGCGGGCACCAUGCCCUGGGGCCAUCCCGGUGAUCAUCAUGACUUUGAGCCCCAGCGGCAUGACGACGGCUACCUCGAGGUCAUCGGCUUCACCAUGACAUCACUGGCCGCUCUCCAGGUGGGCGGGCAUGGCGAGCGUCUCACCCAGUGCCGGGAGGUGCUGCUCACCACGGCCAAGGCCAUCCCGGUGCAGGUGGACGGGGAGCCCUGCAAGCUGGCUGCUUCCUGCAUCCGCAUCGCGCUGCGCAACCAGGCCACAAUGGUGCAGAAGGCCAAGCGGAGGAGCUCUGUCCCCCUGCACAGCGACCAACAGCCUGUACCUGAGCAGCUGCGCAUCCAGCUACGCCGGGUCAGCAUGCACGACUACGAGGCCUUGCACUACGACAAAGAGCAGCUCAAGGAGGCCUCCGUGCCGCUGGGCACUGUGGUGGUGCCGGGGGACAGUGACCUGGAGCUCUGCCGUGCCCGGAUUGAGCAGCUGCAGCAGGGGGAACCCAACGGGGCAGGAGCCAAGGCUUCGUCGGGCCAGAGACUGUCACCCAAUUGGUGUUUCCUGGAUGCAACCACAGCCAAUCGAUUCUACAGGAUAGAUCGAGCCCAGGAACAUCUCAACUACGUGACAGAGAUUGCGCAGGAUGAACUCUAUGUGCUGGACCCAGAACUGCUGGGCACCCCUGCCAGGCCUGCCCUCGGGGCCUCCCAAAGCCCUGGCCCCACCUCUCCACCACCCCCAUCCCCCAGGCCCAGGCCAGACCAAGGGGAUGCAGUGCCCCCAAAAGGUGAAGGCUUGAUAGAGGCCGCUGAGAGCAAUGACUUCUGUAAGUUCCAGGAGCUCCACCGGGCCGGGGGGGACCUCAUGCUCCGGGACGAGCGGGGCCGCACCCUCUUGCACCAUGCAGUCCGAGCCGGGAGCAAGGAGAUCGUCCGCUACCUCCUGGACCACGCCCCCACGGAAAUCAUCGAUGCAGUAGAAGAGAAUGGGGAGACCUCCCUCCAUCAGGCAGCAGCCCUGCGCCAACGCACCAUCUGCCACUACAUCGUGGAGGCCGGAGCCUCCCUCAUGAAGACGGACCUGCAGGGGGAUACACCGAGGCAGCGGGCGGAAAAGGCCCAGGACACCGAGCUGGCCGCCUACCUAGAAAACCGUCAGCACUACCAGAUGAUCCAGAGGGAAGACCAAGAGACGGCCGUGUAGCCCGGUGACCCCAGGAAGCGGGACGUCGUGGUCCGGAUCCUCCCCUGCCCCGGGACCAGCAUGGGGGGAGGGGGCCGGGGCCCUUGGCCGCACUCGUUCACACUGCUACAUUCCACUGGGCCGGGCGGCCAGCACCGUGGGGGGACCCCGCCUGGGGAAGGAGCCCCACGGCCGACCGGGGGCCCGCAGGACUCGAGGGAGGCACGCAGAGACUGGACUCAGAGACGCGCCGAAGCCCACCCCUGCCCCCUUCCUGUGCAUGUUUCUCCUGCCUGGCUUUUGAGCCCCAUCUCCAUCCUGGAAGUCCAGGCCUCUGGCCCUGACCAGCAAGGUUGAGGAAAAGCAGUUUCCUGAGGGAGGGGCAUCACCCAGGCCGGGAGAGCUAGUGACCCUGCCCACAGCGGUCAGGACUAGAGUCUGGACUCUGCCCAUAUAGCCCGGCCAUUGUUCCCCGAGGCCAAACACUGUCUUCAGCUGCCUUAGAAGGGAGAGACGGACGGAGGGAGGGAGGUCUAGAGCAGGGGAGGGGAGGAUUGGGAGGGGAGAUCAGCCAGAAGCCUCGAGGUGAGAAGGGUGUAGAGAAAGCGCAGGAGGGCAGGGGAGGCUGGUGUGGGGAGAAAGCUGCUUGUUGGAGCCUAAGGCAGAUGGAUUGGGCCGGUCGAUGCUGCUGGCUCCCUCUGGAUCCCCAGCCAUCCUGGUCACUUCAGCACCUUCCUGGUGUAGCCUGGCCCCCAUCCCCCCACCCCCAUUGCCUUUUGCGCUCGCCACCCGAUUUCAUCACCAACGGGGCAGCCCCUGCCCAGGGCGGGGGGGGAUCCAUCCAGCACACGGGGGGUGGGGGAGGGUGCCCGGGGAAGCUUGCCAUGGUGUCAUGUUUACAGCCCAGCCGGGUGUAACUCAGUAAAAUGGAUGUUUUUUUUCCUAA